Molecule: messenger RNA, 7034 nt
Organism: Thamnophis sirtalis
Lineage: Eukaryota; Metazoa; Chordata; Lepidosauria; Squamata; Natricidae
Source: RefSeq, a predicted model, not a curated record
AGGCUGAGCCUACCGAAGUCAUUAUUAGAGAAACCAAAAAGCAUCCAGAGAAAGAAAUGUAUGUAUAUCAGAAAGACUUGUCACAAGGGGAUGUGGAAAAACAGGAGGCUCUUCCUUGUUCGGAUGAACAAGGUCAGCCUGAAGAAGAAGAACUGACAGCCGAAGAGUCCCUCCAUUCUUAUUUGGAAUCUUCUAGAGUAAACACUCCUGUCUCCCAGGAAGAAGACAGUCGCCCUAGUUCUGCCCAACUUAUGUCUGAUGACUCGUACAAAACCUUGAAGCUUUUGAGUCAACACUCAGUAGAAUACCAUGAUGAUGAGUUGUCAGAACUAAGAGGGGAAUCUUACAGGUUUGCUGAGAAAAUGCUUCUCUCAGAAAAGCUAGAUGUGUCUUACUCAGACACAGAGGAGUCAGUUACUGACCAUGUCCCCCCCCUUAGUUCAGACUUUCAGGGGCCUGAUAAACGAUCCAGAGAAAAAAUAGCCACAGUGUCCCCACAAGACAUCCUCACCAAAAUCUCUAAAGAGAUAUCAGAAAAUGGUGUGGGUAAAAUGUCAAAAGAUGAUCCUUAUGAGAAAGUGACAGUGUUGCAUUAUUCCGGAGAUGUUAGUAGCCCAAAGCAUGCUAUGUGGAUGCGUUUUGCCGAGAACAGAUUAGACAGAGGUAGAGAAAAGUUGAUGUAUGAAGACAGGGUGGACAGGACGGUUAAGGAGGCUGAAGAGAAGCUGACUGAAGUCUCACAGUUCUUCCGGGACAAGACAGAGAAACUGAACGAUGAACUGCAAUCACCGAAGAAGCAGCAGAAAAGGAAUGGGAGAGAAGCUGGUGUGGGCCUUAGAUCAGCAAGCAGCAGCCCGGAGAAGGUGACUGCUUCUGAAUCACAAGGCGACUGGGCAGGAGGAGGAGGAGUCUGUGCCCAGGACGGGAAGGGCUGGCCAAAACCUGAGGAGAGGAAGGCAGCCAGUUUGCCCAGCAGCCCAGAGAGGCAGAUUCUCUCUCACCCAAGAAAGGACUUGAAGGGAGCAGCUCAGAAGAGCAAAAUCCCAGAGGCUCUGCCAACUGGGUUCCAACUGAAGCAAUCCAAGCUCAGCUCCAUUAGGCUAAAAUUUGAACAGAGCCUGGGCUCUAAAAGUAAGGAGAUGCUUCCAGAGGAGAAAAAGCUGGAUGCGCCAUCUAAGAUCCCAGUGAAAAAGUUGCAGGACAGCAAGCUCCCAGUCUCUCAGUUCUACUCCCGAGAAAAACAGGCCAAAGAGGUAGACCUGGUGAAUGGGAACUUAACAUUGCAGAAGGAACCUCCUGCUGGCUGCUUCCAAGAUGGCCCCAGGGGCAAAGGCAAAGUUAUUGAGGAUGCACCUCCCCUGAAGGUCCCCAAAGCCAAGGAUGAAAUACCAAGCAAUACCGUUUCUGCCCUUGCAGAGCAAAAAGUGAAGGGCUUGGCCUAUGGUGCCAGUGCGGUGCCUGUCCCAGCCAAGGGGCACUGGGAUAAAAAGAUUUAUAGGACAUGGGAAAGUCCUGGGACAUCUUCCCAUAAGGCCCAGAGAGAAAAACUUUCCCAUGUGCUUGUGCAAGAUGUAGUCAAUGAAAACCAGAUUGACCCUCUUGAGACUAAAGAUCUGGCCAAAUCUGGUGAACUGAUCACUGUGACCGAAUAUGAACAGAAAGUGUCCACAAAUGGAUCAGGUUCUAAGGAGGUGAAGGAAGUGACUGUAAAGUCUCCAUCCAAAAAGGUGCUUUAUAGAGAAUACCUUGUCAGAGAAGGGGACUAUCCCACCGAAGUGAGGGAUAGGAUUGCUAAGAAAAAAGAACCAGUGAUGGCAGCCCAUAUUCCAGAAAGUGUGUCAGAAGAGCAAAGUAUUUUGGUGGGUGGUGUUCCUGAAGGACAGCCCCCAAAUGCACGCCACGAACUGCCAACUCGCGUGCCCCACGUCAGAAUGGAUAAGGAAAAAGUAGAGGGACAAUUUGAUGGGACUGAACAAAAGAAAGGGGUAGAAUAUAGUCCAACCAGUACCAGGCAACUCAGUUGCUUCCAGUUAAGUCCUCCUCAGGGGGAGGCAAAGUCAUCCCCCAGUAAGACACCAGACUCCUUAGAAGUUAGUCCAGGGAAACUGUCUCCCGCAAAGAAAUUUGACCUGAUGAAACCCUCCCCUUUAGCCACAGAGGACGCAGCGAAGGAGAUAAAAACACUCCCUGUUUACGUCAGCUUUGUUCAGGUAGGGAGGCAAUAUGAAAGGGAGGUGCAGCAAGGAACGAUCAAAAAAAUUGUAAGCCAGGAAAGUAAGACAGUGCAAGAGACGAGAGGGGGGUUUUAUACCACCAGGCCACAGAAGCAGCUCCCCUCCCCCCAAGGUAGCCCAGAGGAUGACACCUUAGAGCAGGUGUCCUUCAUGGACAGUUCUGGGAAAAGCCCCCUAACCCCAGAGACACCAAGCUCAGAGGAAGUGAGUUACGAGUUUACCUCCAAAACACCCGAUUCUCUCAUCGCUUAUAUCCCCGGCAAACCCAGCCCAAUCCCCGAGGUGUCGGAGGAGUCAGAGGAGGAGGCCGAAGCCAAAUCCACCUCCAUAAAACAGUCGCCCCCAACCGAGCAAGAGCUGCCCAAUAAUAACUUGGACAGGGAAUCUAACAAAAGGCCGAAGGGAAACCGGGUGGCCUACAUUGAAUUUCCACCACCUCCUCCAUUAGAUGCUGAUCACUCAGAACCAGAAAAGCUGCGUCCCUCCUCUGAGAGCGACAUGGAGCUGACAGAAGUCAACCUUCAGGAUGAACUCGAAAGGCGUCAGCUGGCCGAACCCGUCAUCCGCGUUCAGCCCCCUUCUCCUGUGCCGCCAGCAGAAGAUCUGAGUGACUCCAGCGAUGAUGAGUCUCUGUAUCAGCCCGUUCCCAUUAAAAGAUACAUGUUUAAACUAAAUGAUAUCGAAGAUGACUGGAAGGAGGCCACCACGCGCAAGUUCUCUGGAACGGAGGCCAGAAAGGCCAAUGAAUUUGAUUUGGCCCAUGAAUCCCCCCAGAAUGAUGUGGCACCCAAUGGGAACAAUGACCAGUCAAUUACCGAGUGCUCGAUAGCAACCACUGCAGAAUUCUCCCACGAUACAGAUGCCACCGAAAUUGACUCUCUUGAUGGGUACGACCUGCAAGACGAGGAUGAUGGGCUGACCGAGAGCGAUUCUAAGCAGGCCUAUCCAGCAGUAGAAACUAAAAAAGAUCUCUGGGUUACUGAAGGCAUCUUGAAACAGACUGACAGAAGUUUUAGCCAAAGUAAGCUGGAAAUUAUCGAGGAGGAGGAAAAAGUCAGCUCUGAGGAAAAGAAGAAACCCUUAUCCAAAUGUCCAGCAGCUGAAAAAAAUGUCGAUAAGGCCGAACAAAAGUCGGGGGCGCAGUUCUUCACUUUGGAAGGCCGGCAUCCUGACAGGACCGUGUUUCCUGACACAUAUUUCAGUUACAAAGUAGAUGAAGAGUUUGCCACCCCUUUUAAAACCAUAGCAACCAAGAGCCUAGAUUUUGACCCUUGGUCCAGUAACCGUGGGGAUGAUGAAGUCUUUGAAUCCAAGAGCAGGGACGAUGACACCAAGCCUUUUGGCCUGGCGGUGGAAGACAGGUCUCCAGCCACCACCCCAGACACGACGCCAGCUAGGACGCCGACAGAUGAAAGUACCCCAACUAGUGAGCCCAACCCCUUCCCGUUUCAUGAAGGGAAGAUGUUUGAGAUGACUCGCAGUGGCGCAAUUGACAUGAGCAAGAGGGAUUUUGUUGAAGAAAGACUCCAAUUUUUUCAGAUUGGUCCACAGAGCCCAUGCGAACGGACCGAUAUAAGGAUGGCAAUUGUGGCUGAUCACCUGGGACUUAGUUGGACAGAACUGGCAAGAGAGCUGAAUUUUUCUGUUGAUGAAAUUAAUCAGAUUCGAGUGGAAAACCCAAAUUCUUUAAUUGCUCAGAGCUUCAUGUUGUUAAAGAAAUGGGUUACAAGAGAUGGAAAAAAUGCUACAACUGAUGCCUUAACUUCUGUAUUAACAAAAAUCAAUCGGAUCGACAUUGUAACUUUGUUGGAAGGACCAAUAUUUGAUUAUGGCAACAUAUCAGGCACCAGAAGUUUUGCAGAUGAAAAUAAUGUAUUCCACGAUACUGUUGAUGGUUACCCCACCUUUCAAAUGGAACUGGAAACCCCCCCUGGGUUGUGCUUCGCGCCACCCAGCCAUUUCCAUCAAGAUGAUUUGGCUAGCGAUUUCUCUAGCAUAGAAUCACCCUUUAGAACUCCUAGUAGACUGAGUGAUGUCUUAGCAACUUCACAGGGAAACCUAGAGGAGACGGCCGCAGGACCUCCCGUGGUCAUUGAAGAAGACAUCUCCCUGGAAGACGGCAGAUACGAUUACUCGGUGCCUCUAGAAGGAGCCUCUAAAGACGGAGGCCAAAACCCCCUGGAAGAAAUCCACCUUAAGGAUUAUCCUCGCUAUCUGGGUAGCUAUGCUGGAAUGCAGACGCCAAGCGAUAGUAGUCAACCCUUAGUGAGGACUGAACGCCACGAGAGAAAUUGGUCUGGUGCUGAUGAGGAGCCGACGGACAAAAAGCUUAAGUCUCUCUUUGAAGAUAUUUGCCUUGAAGAAAUAGCCGAGUCUGAGGAAAUGACAGAAGAGAAAGCCUUGUCUAUACUUAAGUAUGUGCAGCAGGCCGAACAGGAAAUGUCUUCAAUUGCAGGUUGGCAGAAUGAGGCCCCCCGAGUGAAGGUGGAACCGACGUCUUCAGGACGCAGAAUAAGUGGAGAGUUGCUAAAUCGAUUGGAUGACAGCCCUGGUCAAUGCAGAGAUUCUAUUACCUCAUAUUUCAAAGGGGAAGCAGGAAAGCUGGAGACCAAUGGGAGCUACUCAGAAUCCACGUUAGAAGCAAAGGGGAAGACUUUUGUCCAGGACUCUGUGAACAGCCAAGGAAAACAGAGCGACAAGGAAACUGUGAAACCAAAAAUGCAAAGCUCUCUGCGAACUGAGCAGCAAACAAUCUCAUUAACAUCCCACCACAAAUCCUUGCAAGAGGCAAGCAAGCCAGCAGUUGAUACACCUAAAACCUCUGUGCCUGUUAGCAUGAAAAAGACAAGCUGGAAUAUUUCUGACAGCAGCAAGCCAAGGUCAAAAGCUCAGGAAGAUGAUGGGACAGCAGCUGCUUCAGAACAAAAGGGUGAGGAAGCCAAAAACAUUCCAGGUGAAUCAGUCACGCGAGAGCAGUUCACGGACGAAGAAGGCAAUACCGUCACCCGAAAAGUUACCCGGAAAGUAUUAAGACGCCUUGUUAUCCCACACGUGAAAAAACCUAUCAGGGGAGAAGGGUGUAAAGUGAAAAUGAAAAAAGAUGCCCGGCAUGCAGAGAAGACGACCUACUCAUAACAGCCAAACAGUGAAUGACUGUGUGCUUUUACUGCCAGUAUUCUAGAGAGAAACUCAAGGACGAAUGAAAUCCAACAGGAAUUAUCAAGUCAUGGACAAAAGUGUGUGUGUGCGUGUGCGCGCGUCUGUGUGUUUGCUGCUUCCACACAUUAACCGCAUGGUUUUUAUGUGACGAACACAACAAAAACAAAUUUAAUUUAGCAUGAGCCAGUUCUACACAAGCAUGGAAACCCACAUUUCAUUCACACCAUUGGAGAGGAUGCAGCGAGAGAAGAAAGGACGGAUGUCCAGGGUGCUCCUAAGCCAUGGCUUCACUGAAGCAAGGCAAAGCCAUGGCGAAACUGAGGAAUUCCUGUUGUGAGAGAUUUUCAAGUGACACUGGAGAAUGGUUCAAACGACCGAAAGGCACUAAAAAUUAUUAAAAUCCACAACAGCUCGCCUUAUUUUUCUCAGACCCAAACUGUCAGGGUACUAAAAUACACCUUUGUUUUUUUGGUUUUCAUUUUUUUAAGACAACAACAACAACAAAGACUAACAUUGCUUGUCUCAUUGUAAAUAACACUGUGUAAAUUCUAAAGCGAAGGAGAGGAUCCAGGCUGAGCAGGCACUGCCUCCUAGCUCACAAACUGGAUCCUGCGUUUGCGUUGGACAGAAAUCAGUGUCUCGGAGGGCCGUGACACCUGCCGAGGUACUCUGGAUGUACCUUCACAGAUUCUUGUAUAUUUAGCGAUUAUAAUGUUUGUAUAUGCAAAAAAAAAAAAAAAGCUAGCUUGAUUUUAAAAAAAUCUUUAAAAUCUGCUGCAAAUUUAAUGAUUCCUAAGAUGGGGAAAUCUGAAGUUCUGGGAAAUCAAGGAUUCUCUCCGGAGUACUGAUAUUUUGAUGCAUGCGUUCCGCCUUAUUUUGAUGAACACUUUUCCAGUUUUGCAAAUAUAUUAGAUGGCGACGUGAGAGAGGGGAUCCGGGGGGGCGCAGUUCAUCAGGGCACAGCUGCUAAGGGAGGCCUCCUCAUUUCUGCUUGCAGUGGGUGGAAGAUUGAGGCCGCCCUGGGCACGGCGGCUGUUUGGGAGCCGGGCUGCUUGUGGGAGCCUAUCCAUAACCUUUAAACACAAAAGGCCCUCAUCUAAUGUUUGUUGCUCUUGCCAGUUUUUCUGCUGGAAACGAUCUCAAACUUAACAGAAACCAUAACAUAUACAGUAGUUGCUUUUGCAGAGGGGGGGUUGCUACCUGUCCUGCUUUCCACUGGGGGAAACGCUUGCAGCUUUUGGCAGUUUGGGGUGAUGCUCUUGGAAGCGCCAGUGGGGGAUAUUUAAAAAAAGGGGGGGAAAGGAAGGAAGAGAAUUUCUUAGCUAACAAGAGUGGCAGCACGCUGUAAAAAUAUUACUAUAUUGUGUACUGGCUCUAAGAUGUAGAAUCUUUCAGGAAGCCAAUCGUGUAAUCAUCCUAGCAGAUUAAUAAUAGGUUGUUAAGGCUGCUGUGUUUUAAAGGGCAUUUUUAUUUGGGUUUUUGGUGAAAUACUUUUAAUUUGUUAAUUAUCUUCAUAUGGAAACAGGAUUUGUUGAUAAUAGCUCUAAUUACAUAUGUAUGAAAAAACAACAACAACCCAGCAACACUGGAUGAUCUAGUUGAUAAUUUAAGCAUAAAAUAAAUUGUGUUAAAACACUUCAA